GUCUUUACACAAACUCCUGCUUGAAAGGUAUCCUUAUCCUGUUGUGGGACAACAAUUUCAGCAGCAAUGGGGAACUGUUGUAACAGUUUCUGGAACACUCCUAAAAACACUGAUAUCCGAAUCAGUCUGCCGGCUGUUUGCUUCGUUUGGCAAAUUGCCAUGAUCAUCCUGUUUGGGGUCUUUGUGCGUUAUGAUGAAGAGUCUGAUGCUCACUGGGCUGAAUUUAAGAAGGAGCAUAACAUCACAAGUGACAUUGACAAUGAUUUCUACUUCAGAUAUCCAAGUUUCCAAGACGUGCACGUCAUGAUCUUUGUGGGUUUUGGCUUCCUCAUGACUUUUCUGAAGCGGUACAGCUUUGGUGGAGUAGGCUUCAACUUCCUUAUAGCUUCUUUUGGGCUUCAGUGGGCCCUCUUGAUGCAAGGCUGGUUCCACUCACUGGACCCUACAGAUGGCAAGAUUAAAAUCGGAGUAGAAAAUAUCAUCAAUGCUGACUUCUGUGUGGCUGGCUGCCUAAUUGCGUAUGGAGCUUGUCUGGGAAAAGUCAGUCCUGUACAGCUGAUGGUGUUAACUCUUUUUGGAAUCACCUUAUUUGCAGUAGAAGAGUACAUCAUCCUCUCACUUUUGCAUGUCAGAGAUUCUGGUGGCUCCAUGGUCAUCCACACAUUUGGAGGGUAUUAUGGUCUGGCAAUAUCGUGGGUGCUCUAUCGGCCAAAUUUACAACAGAGCAAACGUCUCAAUGGAUCCGUUUACCACUCGGAUGUCUUUGCUAUGAUUGGCACUCUGUUCCUCUGGAUGUACUGGCCCAGCUUCAACUCCGCCAUCUCAGAUCAUGGAGAUGGGCAACACCGAGCUGCCAUCAACACGUACCUGGCAUUGGCAUCCUGUGUCCUCUCCACUUUUGCCAUAUCCAGUCUUUCUGCAAAGAAGGGCAAAUUAGACAUGGUUCAUAUCCAGAAUGCCACCCUUGCGGGAGGUGUUGCUAUGGGAACAGCAGCUGAAUUUAUGAUUACACCCUAUGGUUCACUUAUUGUUGGCUUCCUCUGUGGGAUAAUCUCUACCUUUGGCUACCUAGUGUUAACUCCAUUCCUCGAAAAACGGCUAAAGCUUCAAGACACAUGUGGAAUCCAUAAUUUACAUGCUAUGCCGGGUGUCCUUGGGGGAGUUGUAGGCGCCAUUACAGCUGCUACUGCCACAGAGGCUGUCUAUUCAGAGGAGGGAUUGAUCAACACAUUUGAUUUUAAGGGACAAUACGCAAAUAGGUCUCCACAAACACAAGGAGGCUAUCAGGCUGCUGGUCUUUGUGUGGCUUUGGCUGUUGGACUAGUAGGUGGAGCAAUAGUGGGCUUUAUCCUGAGACUGCCUUUAUGGGGAGACCCAGCUGAUGAUAACUGCUUUGAUGACGAAGUUUACUGGGAGGUACCUGAAGAUGAAGAAAGUAUCCCUCCAAUCCUGGAAUACAACAACCACUUUGCUCGCAAGCAGCCUGAUACAUGUUUGUCUGAGUCCAACUUCUCCGUAGAGCAGAGCUAGUCAGAUUUGGAAAACUACACAGAGGUGAUGCAGAUACGAUCGGUGCUGUUUGAAACCUGUUUGACAGGGCCUUGGCGUCCAGGAAAUCAAAGAUAAUUACAACAUUUAGCUUGAUUAAAAACCCAGUUUUCUAUGACCAGGAGUGAUAUCUGUAAUAAUAAUUGCUUAAUCAACACUUUUCUGUUGUUUGUGUGUAUGUUUAUACAUAUACAUGUGUACACAUAUAUGUACAUAUAUAUACGUGAAAUAUUAUAAUUGUAUAUAAAAUCUUUUUAACAAAUCUUUAGUUUUUUUAUGGAAAAGGUAGCACACUGUGUUAAUGAACAUAUGUAAAGCUGGAGUUGUCCUGGAGUUAUUCUGCACUUCAGAAUGUAAUGGUUGAGGCUCUAUUACUGCCCUGUUUGUGUGAUAUUUAUUCAAACUGUGAAUCCUAUAGUAUUUUCAGUUUUGUGAAUUUGACAAAUUUUAUUUAAUGCCUUAUGCGUUGUUUGCUGUCAUUAAAGUAAACAACUUAAUGAAAUAAAAGUGUAUUUUCUUUUUGUUUCCCUUCAUAAUACAAAUUGAUCAUUUAUAUGCAUACACAUCCUUUGAAUUAAAAUGGGCAUACACUAACAUGUACACCGUACUUGCGGAAAAAUAAAAUACAAUGUACGCUCA
This is a messenger RNA of Hemibagrus wyckioides, 2187 nucleotides long. It is a transcript of the gene rhcga, whose product is annotated as Rh family, C glycoprotein a. Gene Ontology annotation, cellular component: plasma membrane. Gene Ontology annotation, molecular function: ammonium channel activity. NCBI's taxonomy places the organism in Eukaryota, Metazoa, Chordata, Actinopteri, Siluriformes, Bagridae. Gene Ontology annotation, biological process: ammonium homeostasis; ammonium transmembrane transport. The record is from RefSeq and is a predicted model, not a curated record. Bases 67 to 1530 code for a protein of 487 amino acids. The transcript has 11 exons.